Solenopsis invicta (red fire ant) is the source of this 2584-nucleotide messenger RNA. RefSeq lists its product as uncharacterized. Bases 1061 to 1615 code for a protein of 184 amino acids. The record is from RefSeq and is a predicted model, not a curated record. Lineage: Eukaryota; Metazoa; Arthropoda; Insecta; Hymenoptera; Formicidae. The transcript has 9 exons.
UUUACCACAGUCGUAAACAGGGUACGUUGAGGAGUACUCAGAGUCAUUUUUCCCUAGCUUUCUGAACGCUUAUGGGUAAAAGUAAAUUUUUCCUUACUGUUACCUUUCGACAUUCUGAACGAGUUCCGAGGAACUUUUAUUCUGUGGGUAACGUUUACGAACGAGCCCUUAGUAGUCAAAAGUUUCCCCGCUUGCGCCGCCACUGUUAGCGUGUUCCUCCGCUCGCGGCGCUACUGAUUUCUCCUACCACACAACCUUUUCACCUACCACCGAAGUGACGCGCAAUGUGCUUGAUGGAACAACUCGCAUCAUUCACGCGGACGUUCACAGUCUCACAGUCAGGCUGCUCAGGCGGUUUCUCUGUCAAUUCGUUAAGUCAAUUUUUACUUCCGUUUCAAUUUUGUACAUUUCUUGUAAAAGAGUCUAAACUAAAUAUUAGAAUCUAGUACUAAGUAAAACUUCAAAUUACUAGUAUAAACCAAAUAAUUGUGUUAGAAUAUAAUACAUAUUAUAUACAUACGACGGUGUGCAUUUACUACAUUAUUCUUGGUGGUUUUUUUAAUGAUAUCUUUUAACUUUAACACGCAACGCUACAAUAAAUAAACCAAUAAAACGAACUGCUACGGUGUGUCCGGCGCUGCCGCACUCAAGAACUGGACCGAGUUGAUCGAGCAUUGCGUCGUUGCACAAAACGUCCACAUAACAGAUGAUACCAUGGCUGAGUCAUGAGUGUUACGUCCAGGGUUGAAGAAGGAUACGUAAGAUAUGGAGAGAGAAAGGAGGGACGUAACAACUUGAGAAUGUGCACACGAGGCACAGGCAGGCCGCGUCGACAACCCAGAAUAUAUGGGUCAAUAGGACCACAGCGGGGGCCCAAUGACAAACAUUCGGGGUGUUCCGCGUCCCUCGAUCCUGUUUUGAGGCAACAAAUCUAAUUGCUUUACCUCGGGAUCGGACCUAGUGCUUAUCCUAAGCGAGGAAUGGUGAUCGUGGUUGAAAAAUUAGGACAGAUUAAUUGUUAUACAAUAGUUUAUUCUAAUGAAUAAUAAUAAAGAAUACAAUGUCGACUUACUGGAAAUAUACGUGUAUGUAUAGGUGUAUGUGUGCCUAUGUUGGGACUUCAUUUAACACGGCAGUAUUGGGGCGUAAGCAGGAUGAAAAUUCAAAAAUAAAUAUUGUUCAACUGCUCUGUGAAAUAGAUUUAGAUGUAAAAGCUGCUACAGAUGUCUUGAAUGGACAGGAUAAUAAAUUAAAAGACUCGGCAAGAAAUAAACUUCGUUCAGCGAUUAUAAAAUAUGAACUGAAAGAAGAUGAAAACAAAAAAAUAACCCAAAAACGAUUUCAAGAAAUAGCUUUGCAAAUACAAAAUGCAAUUCCAGGAGAAGUUGAGGAGGUAUAUUAUAUUUCGUAUAAAAGAAUUUUAGAAAAUAAAAAAGUAAAUGCUAAAGGCAACCUUUAUGACAAGUAUAUAAAUUAUGUUAAACAUUUACGCAAAAAUGGAUGGCAAAAAAGAAAGAUAAAAUCGACAGAUUUUGAAUCAGAUGUAAUUUUAAACGACGAUUUGAUGGGAAAGCUUGAGUGGCUUCGUAAUCAUAAAGAACCAUAUGAAGAAUAAAAGAAUACUGGGACGUUACUCACGAAGUAAGAUUAGCACAGCUACGACGGGAACCAGAUAGCAUUUAUGAUUACAUCAUUGAAUAUGGUGCUCUUCAAUUGACAACUGGCUACAAAUUAAUAAGUUCCAAUAUAUUUACAUAAAUCUGCAAUAUGGAAAUGUUAUUUUAGUGAUAAGGAAUAGUUAGUUUUCAGUCAUUUUUAUUUUUUUCAGCUUCUAGCAGAUUUUAAGAUAUUAUAUCCUGAUUAUGAUACACGAAUGUAGAGUAAAUGGAUAGAGUUUGCAAGAAAAGUAUCACUACUGUUGUCUUUAGAAGAUAUUUCUGAUUUAAAUAUUUUCUUACAAUUAGAAUAUCUUUUUACUCCAGUUCCUGUACCUCUAAUUAAUGGAAAGAGAUGGAAGUCUUCUACACAGGAAAUGAUAGAUAGAUUCAUUCUUCAUGUGAAGGUAAUGAAUAAUUUGGUGUCCAAUAUCCAGAGAAUCAAAAGCAGAGCUCAACAAUUGAAGACUAAAAUUCAACCGCUUGUUGUCGCUGUAGGACCUACUCUGUCACUGUGCAAAGAUUUUUAUGUAGUAAUUGAUAAAAAUUACUAUAGGUUUGAUAACAUUCGGACGGCAGUAGAUACAUGUUUUAAAUGCGUGCAUGCUUUGCAUGCUGAAUAUUCUCCUCAAAGUGAGGCAAUAUGGUAUUUUUUACGAUUUGCAUUGUACAAAUUAUGUACACAAUGGGACAAAAUAAUACCUCAAGUGAGUAAACAAUUAAAAUCUUUUCCUGAAAAAUAAUACUUUUUAAUUCGUUUCUUUACUGUAACAAGACAAUUUAAUUAACAGUUUAAUAUUAGAAAUUUUGAUAAGGUUUAUUUUAUUUUUAAGUUAAACAUAUAUUUGUCGUACGACUGUCAUCAUGCCUCGCUGUAUUAUAAAAAAUUGUAGCCAUGCUCUAUUUCCAUCCGUUAAAGCACUCUAUCU